AUGACCGACUCCCACCCAGCCACGGCAACGGCCACCGCCCAUCCUCACAUCUCGAUCGCAACACCCACACCACGACCGCUUUCUUCGUCACCGCUCUCGCCGCAUCGAGGCUCGCCUGCCCCGCCGUGCUCGUCAUCCACCUCGGCACCACCCGCUGAGAUCGAAGCAACGCUCACGCGGCUUUCGACGCAUCAAGGCGUGCUAGGCUGUCUCGUGCUCAGCCGCCACGAUGGCUUGGUGAUUCGAAGCGGAGGUCAGAUGUUCGAUCCCAGCGGCCCCGGUGCCAAGGGGAGGGCAGAGAUGCUCAAGAGUGUUACGAGCUUGGUCAAGAGCAGCGUGGAGAGCCUGGCGGCCGAUAUUCGGGGGAUUGACGAGACGGACGAGCUUGGCUUCCUGCGCAUCAGGACCAAAAAGUACGAGAUCAUGAUCACGCCCAACGACAAGUACCUCUUGGUCGUGCUGCAGGAUCCCAACGCAGCCGUACAGUGA
Molecule: messenger RNA, 489 nt
Organism: Kalmanozyma brasiliensis GHG001
Lineage: Eukaryota; Fungi; Basidiomycota; Ustilaginomycetes; Ustilaginales
Product: Dynein light chain-related
Exons: 4
Coding region: 1-489 (162 amino acids)
Biological process (GO): microtubule-based movement
Cellular component (GO): cytoplasm; cytoplasmic dynein complex
Molecular function (GO): dynein intermediate chain binding
Source: RefSeq, a predicted model, not a curated record